GGUUUAUCCCCCUGCUCGAGCGCCGCUUUCGGGGCGAUUUUGGUAGCUAGCAUUUGUAGCGAGAGGGACGCGGGAGUGAACAAUGGCGAUGGAGAUCACUCAUCACCCGAUGCGAGAGUCCGUACUGAAGCAGAGGGUAGCCUCAGGCAAUUCCAAGAACAGAACUUGCCGCAGUAUUUGUUAUCCCUUUCUUUUGAGCUUGCCAACAACGAUAAGCCUUCUGAAUCCCGUCGGCUAGCUGGUAUUUUGCUUAAGAACUCUCUAGACGCCAAAGAGUCUGCCAGAAAAGAUGUUAUGGUGAAACAAUGGUUUGCGAUUGACGUUGCUCUUAAAUCCCAGAUCAAGGAACUGUUACUAAGAACCCUCGGUUCAUCUGCCCCAGAGGCGAGUCACACUUCAGCUCAGGUUAUUGCAAAGGUAGCCUCCAUUGAAAUUCCUCAGAAGCAGUGGCCUGAACUUGUUGGAUCACUGCUUACCAAUAUGACUCAGCAAGGCAGUCCCGCACACUUGAAGCAGUCAACCUUAGAGACUCUAGGCUAUGUCUGUGAAGAGAUAUCGCAUCAUGAUCUUGCGCAAGAUGAAGUGAAUUCUGUCCUCACAGCUGUUGUUCAAGGCAUGAACCAGACUGAAAACACUGCAGAAGUCCGCCUUGCAGCAACAAAGGCGCUGUUGAACGCCCUUGAUUUUUCCCAGACAAAUUUCGAGAAUGAAAUGGAGAGAACUUACAUCAUGAAGAUGGUAUGCGAGACGGCAUGCUCCAAGGAGGCAGGGAUCAGGCAAGCUGCUUUCGAGUGCCUUGUGUCCAUUGCGUCGACAUACUACGAGGUCUUGGAGCAAUACAUGGAAACACUCUUCCAGCUCACAUCAAAUGCUGUGAAGGGAGAUGAAGAGAGCGUCGCCCUCCAGGCAGUUGAGUUCUGGAGCACCAUCUGUGAUGAAGAGAUUGACCGUCAAGAAUAUGACAGUCCUGAUACUGGUGACUCAUCCCCUCCACACUCCUCUUUCAUAGAGAAGGCUCUUCCCCAUUUAGCUCCCAUGUUGCUAGAAACUCUGGAGAAGCAGGAAGAGGAUCAGGAUCAUGACGAUGAUGUCUGGAACAUAUCUAUGGCUGGCGGGACAUGCCUUGGCCUCGUUGCCAGAACGGUUGGAGACGGUAUAGUCCCUCUUGUGAUGCCUUUUGUUGAAACCAACAUAAGGAAGCCGAACUGGCGAAGCCGGGAGGCCGCCACUUAUGCUUUUGGCUCAAUUUUGGAGGGACCAACAAUUGACAAGCUUGCCCCGAUGGUUGCUGCCGGCUUGGAAUUUCUCCUGACCGCAACCAAGGAUGAGAAACAACCACGUCAGGGACACAACUGCUUGGACUCUGAGCCCCCAGACAGUGGCUUCUCUGUCAUAUCACCAGAGAACCUCCCUAGAAUUGUGAGUGUAUUACUGGAAUCGGUUAAAGAUGUGCCAAAUGUGGCCGAGAAGGCCUGUGGAGCGAUAUACAACCUUGCUCAGGGAUACGAAGACUCUGGUGCAAGUUCCUCACUUCUCUCUCCCUAUCUUACAGAGAUCAUCAAACAUCUGCUUGCAGCUGCUGAGCGUACAGAUGGGGCAGAGUCUAAGCUAAGAACUGCGGCAUAUGAAACCUUGAACGAGGUUGUCCGGUGUUCAAACCUUUCAGAGGCCUCGAACAUCAUAGGGCAGCUCCUCCCUGUCAUCAUGUCAAAAUUAGGUCAGACGAUGGACCUGCAGGUAGUAUCAACUGAGGACCGCGAGAAGCAAGCGGAACUCCAGGCUUCUCUGUGUGGUGUUCUCCAGGUCAUAAUCCAGAAGCUGAGCGACAAGGAGGAGACGAAACCCAUCAUAAUGCAGAACGCAGAUCAGAUCAUGUUGCUGUUCCUAAGAGUGUUUGGAUGCCACAGUUCAAGUGUCCACGAAGAAGCCAUGCUCGCAAUCGGCGCUCUUGCAUAUGCGACUGGAGCUGAGUUUGUGAAGUACAUGCCUGAGCUCUUCAAGUAUCUCCAGAUGGGGCUGCAGAAUUUUGGGGAAUACCAAGUCUGCUCAAUCACCGUAGGAGUGAUUGGUGACAUUUGCCGUGCCCUGGAUGAGAAAAUCCUACCUUUUUGUGAUCAGAUCAUGGCUCUGCUUCUCCAGAACCUCCAGAGUGACGCACUCCACAGAUCGGUGAAACCUCCGAUUUUUUCAUCCUUUGGAGACAUUGCUCUGGCGGUUGGUUCGAAUUUUGAGAGGUACGUUGGCCCAGCUCUUCAGAUCAUGCAAGGGGCUGCUCAGGUGUGUGCCCAGAUGGACACCCUCGACGAGGAGCUUAUGGACUACGCAAACCAACUCCGGAGAAGCAUCUUUGAGGCUUACUCUGGGAUACUUCAAGGGUUCAAGGAUGCGAAAUCCGAGCUCAUGAUGCCCUACGCUCAACAUCUCUUGCAGUUUGUUGAACUCGUAUCCAAGGAUUCUCUCAGGGAUGAGAGCGUGACGAAAGCCGCGGUUGCAGCAAUGGGCGAUCUUGCAGAUGUUGUGGGAGAGAAGACGAAGCCGUUGUUCAACAACUUCACUUUCUGUGGUGAGUUCCUCAAUGAGUGUCUCGAGUCAGAGGAUGAAGAUCUCAAGGUCACUGCUCGCUGGACUCAAGGAAUGAUCGCAAGACUCAUGCUCUCUUCGUAAUAAUAAGCAUCCAAGUCUCUCUCUCUUAAAAGUUAAAAAAAGAAUCAUUACGGGUCUUCUUUCCUCUUUCUCUCUAUCGAAUGAUGUGAAUAGAGCGGUUGAGGGGAUUUUGGGUGGUGGGAAAAAUAUAUUUUUAUUGCUCUCAGGCUGUGACUUAUUUUGUUUCUCCUGUACGACUCGAGGCAAACUUUUUUUUUUUUUUUGGUUAAUGCAUCAUCAUCCACUUAUCGGUGGUCGCUUUUGAAUCGACUGGAUCUGCAUUAUUUGUUUAGCUUCAGUUUUGCCGAGCAUUGAGCUGGAUUUGGAACAUGGUAAAUAGUAGUGGAACUUGCUG
Molecule: messenger RNA, 2998 nt
Organism: Thlaspi arvense
Lineage: Eukaryota; Viridiplantae; Streptophyta; Magnoliopsida; Brassicales; Brassicaceae
Source: the annotation of a GenBank genome assembly